Molecule: messenger RNA, 4197 nt
Organism: Anolis sagrei ordinatus
Lineage: Eukaryota; Metazoa; Chordata; Lepidosauria; Squamata; Anolidae
Source: RefSeq, a predicted model, not a curated record
CGCGCCUGCGCAGUCUGUCCCCGAAGCGGAAUGUCAGGGCUGAGGGGAGAAUGGCGGCGGCGAAGGUCCGAGGGAGAGGACGGAGCUCCGGCGGCGGAGGCUGAGCGGCCUUUCGGAGCGUAGCAGGCGGAGGCGGAGGAAGGCGGCGAUGUUCGGGCGGUCGCGGAGCUGGGGUGGAGGCGGAGGCGGCGGCCAGGGCAAGGCCGCCAAGAACAUCCACUCCCUCGAACACCUCAAGUAUAUGUACCACGUUUUGACCAAAAAUACCACUGUGACCGAUCACAACCGCAACCUGUUAGUGGAGACCAUUCGCUCUAUAACCGAGAUCCUUAUAUGGGGAGACCAAAAUGACAGUUCAGUCUUUGACUUUUUCUUGGAGAAGAACAUGUUUGUGUACUUCUUGAACAUCCUGCGUCAGAAGUCUGGCCGGUAUGUCUGUGUGCAGCUUCUACAGACGCUGAACAUCCUCUUUGAGAACAUUAGCCAUGAAACGUCUCUCUACUAUCUGCUCUCCAAUAACUACGUAAAUUCUAUCAUCGUGCAUAAAUUUGACUUCUCUGAUGAAGAGAUCAUGGCGUACUAUAUUUCCUUCUUGAAAACACUUUCCCUGAAGCUCAACAACCACACUGUACAUUUCUUUUACAAUGAGCACACAAAUGACUUUGCUUUGUAUACGGAGGCCAUUAAAUUCUUCAACCACCCUGAAAGUAUGGUCAGGAUUGCAGUCCGGACAAUAACACUGAAUGUCUACAAAGUGGAUAACCAGCCGAUGCUGCACUACAUCCGGGAUAAAACCGCCGUCCCUUACUUCUCCAAUCUGGUCUGGUUUAUCGGGAGCCACGUGAUAGAACUGGACAACUGUGUGAAAACGGACGAAGAGCACAGAAACAGGGGCAAGCUCAGCGACCUAGUUGCAGAGCACCUAGACCACCUUCAUUACCUGAAUGAUAUCCUUAUCAUUAACUGUGAAUUCCUAAAUGAUGUGCUCACUGACCACUUACUGAAUAGCCUCUUCCUGCCUCUUUAUGUAUACUCCUUGGUGAACCAAGAUAAGGCUGAGGAACGGCCGAAGAUCAGCCUCCAGGUUUCCCUGUACCUCUUGUCACAAGUUUUCCUAAUUAUCCACUAUGCUCCGCUGGUGAAUUCAUUGGCGGAAGUGAUUCUGAACGGGGACCUCUCCAGGUUUUUCUCCAAAGUGGAGCAGGACAUCCAGAAAAGUUCGCUCAAACUUGGGCCUUUAGAAAUUGAGAUGGUCAUCAUGGAGCGGUGUAAGUUGAUUUCUGUCACGGAGCAAAACAUCACGGAUGAAGAAAAGAGCGCAGCUGCUUCGGGAAUGUCCAACUGGAACAGGCCUUUCCUCGAGAUGGUCUAUAAUGCCCUGGAAUGCGCCGAGUUUGACUACUACGCCCUGUUUGUGCUCUGCCUCCUCUACGCCAUGUCCCACAACAAAGGAAUCCAGCCCGUCACUUUGGAACGGAUCCAGCUGUCGGCCGAAGGGGCAGAAGAGAAGAACACCUACAACCCCGUUCUGGCAGAAAGGAUCAUCCGGAUCAUGAACUUUGCUGCGCAGCCAGAUGGCAAGAUCCGCUUGGCCACCUUGGAACUGGGCUGCAUCCUGCUCAAGCAGCUGGUGAUGACCAAAGCCCGGAGCAUCAUCAAGGACAUUCACCUCGCCUGUCUGGAAGGUGCGAGGGAAGAAAGUGUCCACUUGGUGCGGCGUUUUUACAAGGGAGAAGAGAUUUUUCUGGAUAUGUUUGAAGAUGAAUACAGAAGCAUGACACUGAAACCUAUGAAUGUGGAGUACCUGAUGAUGGACGCCUCCAUCCUUCUGCCACCCACCGGGACACCCCUCACCGGUAUCGACUUUGUGAAGCGGCUGCCCUGUGGAGACGUCGAGCGAACGCGGAGGGCCAUCCGGGUCUUCUUCAUGCUGCGCUCCCUCUCCCUGCAUCUUCAGGACGAGCCAGAGACGCAGCUGCCUUUGACGAGGGAAGAGGACUUGAUUAAGACAGACGACGUUCUGGACCUGAACAACAGUGACUUAAUUGCCUGCACUGUGAUCACCAAAGACGGGGGUCCGGCCCAGAGGUUCCUGGCAGUGGAUAUCUACCAGAUGAGUCUGGUGGAACCGGACGUGGCCCGAUUAGGGUGGGGAGUGGUCAAGUUCGCCGGCCUUCUCCAGGACAUGCAAGUGACUGGAGUGGAGGAUGACAGCCGGGCCCUGAACAUCGUCAUCCACAAGCCGGCGUCCAGCCCUCACUCCAAGCCCUUCCCCAUCCUCCAGGCCACCUUCAUCUUCUCGGACCACAUCCGCUGCAUCAUCGCCAAGCAGCGCCUGGCCAAGGGCCGCAUCCAGGCCCGACGCAUGAAGAUGCAGAGAAUCGCAGCUCUCCUCGACCUCCCAGUCCAGCCGGCCAAUGAAGUUAUGGGCUUUAGCCACGGCUCUGCUUCGGCUGCCCAGCACCUGCCCUUCCGCUUCUAUGACCAGGCCAGGCGAGGCGCCUGCGACCAGGCCGUCCAGCGCUCCGUCUUCGCUUCAGUGGACAAGGUCCCAGGUUUUGCAGUGGCCCAGUGCCGACCCUCCCUGACUCCCUCGCCGAGCCCCUCACCGUCCCCUUCCUCCAGUGGAAGCACUGGACGCUGCGACUCAGCUGCCGCCAGCUCCUCCUCCACCCCUUCGGCCGUCCAGAGCCCUGCAGACGACUCGGCAGCCCCUGACCAGACCCCGACCACCACUGCUUCCUCCUCGUCCUCUGUCCGUCUUUCGGGAACGGACGACCCCUCCGUACAUGUUUCCAAAUCCGCCAGCAAGGCUGCCGCUGAAGGGGAGUCGACGGCAACAACAACGCACCUCUCUCCCUGCCUGACUCCAGCCCCGCAGCCCUCUAUCUCCCUGCUCUCUGCAGAGGCUCUGAGUGUGGAGUCCCUCACUCUGGUGCCUCCUGUUGCCCCAGGCAGCAUCUUGGCUGUCAGCGCCCUGCUCCGGGCCCCCGACUCAGAGGCCAACCUCGGACCAGAGACCCCCGGUGAUGGGGCCUUGAGCGACAUAGCAUCAGAGGCCGGUGAAGAGCCAUGACCCCUGCCACAUUCGUCUUGGGGAAACCUCCAUCACACCACACCACUUCGUCACCAUCCUAAAAACAAUAAACCCGCCGCCAUUUUUAAAACCGCAAACAAUUCAGACUAGAGCACUGAUAUGGCCUGGGAACCACUGAAGGGAUUAUUUGAUUAGCUGGCAGAGGAUGGGAUUCCUGCCUGUCCUUUUUCUGUCAAAAGGAUCAAAACUCUGAAUUCGGACACUGAUACGGCAGGGAAUUAAUUGAAUUGAGGAAAUUAGUAUUAUGCAGUCAUCGUGGCUGUUUGAUGCAGGGAUUCCUUCCUUUCUCGGCUACUCUUUUAACAUUUUAAAAGGAGCCUGUAUUGUAGGAACCAGCAAUGAGCAAGCUCAGUGUUUGACCACCUCAACUGGUUUUGCAGCCCCUCUCUUUUCACUUUGUAUUGCAAACAUGGUGCCAGCAGAUUUUGGGAUACUUUCCAUUCUCGGCCCCUGUCUUUGUAUCAAAAGGAUCAUUCGCAAAGCAAACUCAAAAUUCAGACACGGAUAUGGUAGGAAAUGAAUUGAAAAGAUGAUUCCGUUACCGUGGCUGGUGAAAUGCAGGGAUCCCUUCCUUUCCUGGCUACUCUUUUAGUGUUUUAAAUGGAUCCUUUGCAUUGUAUGAACCAGCAAUGAGGAACUCAUCCUUUUGCAUCCUGACCUGUUUUGCAGGACCUCGCUUUCCACUUUGGAGCCAGUGGAUUGUGAGAUCUCUUCCUUUCUCAGCAUAUUUUUUGCAACAGAAAAAAUUAUCUGACCAUUUUUUUUUUAGUUCCUUGCUUUUGAUUUUGCCUGGAAGACAUGGCAGUUUGGAUGGGUUCCCUCUUUUCCGAAGUUCCAAAUCUUGUCUUGCCGACUUCACUGGAUCGCUUGCCCUUUAGAGACCUAUAAACUGUAAUAUUCUUUUGGUGUUAAUGAUUUUAACUUAAAAUGUCAUCCGCACGUCCGUCUCGGGUUUGCAAAGACACACGCAGCAUCUUGGGGUGUUUUUUUUUUCUGGGGGGCGGGGUGGGGUCGUUCUUCAAGGGCUUCUUUGGGCGAAACACAGAGCGGCCGGGUUUUGUGUAAAGCAUUUCAGAAGAAUGUAAAAAUAUUUUAGCAAA